GCCGCUGAGCAGACUGCCGGGCUCCGAGAUCCGAGCUCCGCUGUCCCGCCAUGGCCCCCGCUCCGCCCCCCGCCGCCUCCUUCUCGCCUGCCGAGGUCCAGCGGCGCCUGGCGGCCGGCGCCUGCUGGGUCCGCCGAGGGGCCAGCCUCUACGACCUCACCGGCUUCGUGCGGCAACAUCCGGGGGGCGAACAGCUGCUGCUGGCGCGGGCUGGCCAGGACAUCAGUGCCGACCUGGAUGGGCCACCUCACAGACACUCGGACAACGCCCGCCGCUGGCUGGAGCAGUACUACGUGGGCGAACUGCGAGGGGACCCGCAGGAUCCCAUAGAGAAUGGUGCUGUGUCCUCUACAGAAGCUCAGAAGACAGACCCUGCAACUGAGCCACAGUUCAAAGUGGUGGACUGGGACAAGGACCUAGUGGACUGGCAGAAGCCCCUCCUGUGGCAGGUGGGCCAGCUGGGAGAGAAGUACGAUGAGUGGGUCCACCAGCCAGUGGCCAGGCCCAUUCGCCUCUUCCACUCAGACCUCAUGGAGGCGUUCUCCAAGACUGACUGGUAUUCUGUCCCCAUCAUCUGGAUGCCCCUGGUGCUGUACUUAAGCUGGUCCUACUACCGAACGCUCAGUCAAGGCAACAUCCGGCUCUUCACAUCAUUCACAACAGACUAUUCAGUGGCGGUGCCAGAGUCCAUGUUCCCAGGCCUCUUUGUGCUAGGUGUGCUGCUGUGGACCUUCAUAGAGUACUUCAUCCACCGCUUCCUGUUCCACAUGAAGCCCCCCAGCAGCAGCCAUUACCUCAUCAUGUUGCACUUUAUUAUGCACGGUCAGCACCACAAGGCACCUUUUGAUGGCAGCCGCCUGGUCUUCCCCCCGGUUCCAGCCUCUCCGGUGAUCGCCUUCUUCUAUUUACUCAUGCAGCUCAUUCUGCCUGAGCCUGUGGGGGGCAUCAUCUUUGCUGGGGGCCUGCUGGGCUAUGUUGUCUAUGACCUGACCCAUUACUACCUGCACUUUGGCUCACCACACAAGGGCUCCUACAUGUACAACAUGAAGGCCCACCAUGUCAAGCAUCACUUUGAAUACCAGAAAUCAGGGUUUGGCAUCAGCACUAAAUUGUGGGAUUAUUUCUUCCACACCCUCAUUCCAGAGGAAUCCCACCCGAAGAUGCAGUGACAACCCCUAGACCCUCUCUGUUCUGCCCUUGGUCUACCCCCUCCCCGGCCCCUGCACCCUGUCCUACCCCUACCUCCAUCCAGACCCUGCUAAGGUCAGUGUGGCCAGGCAGGAUGGGCUCUGUCUAGCCCUGGGGCUUGGUGGCGAGCUGAAGGCAGGACUGCCCUUCUGGCUUUAUGAGGACAACAUCCUCUUUAGAGCCAAGUGGUCCCUCGGGACUGACUCACUCCCAGAGAAUUAUGACCUCCCUGUUGGCAUCCCUGCCUAAGCUUCAACCCUCAGUGCUGCUUCAGGGUCCAGACAGUGGCCCCAAGGGGCAUGAAGGAAACUGACUCCCCGACCUGUGCCUUAGAACUCUGGGCUCCCUGGGAGCAUCCCCCAUGCAGCAGAGGGACCAGUGCCACAGCAGAAGCAUGGUGUGCAGGCCUGCGGCCGCAUCUUACUCUCCUGCCCUUUCUUGAGAGAGUUUGAUGGUUCAGAAGUGAAUUAAGGGCUAUCCCAAGAAGAGACAGCAUGAUGCCUCCAGGCCAUUCCUAGACCCCAGGAGAGCCAGUCUGGUCCUUGCCAACCCCAGAUACCAACUUACUAUCAGCUGUCUCAGUGGAAGUAAUCUGGCACUUAUCCACCUAGGCAGAAAACAUGGGGGUGGCUGGCAUCUUCUACAAGAUUGAC
Molecule: messenger RNA, 1841 nt
Organism: Acomys russatus (golden spiny mouse)
Lineage: Eukaryota; Metazoa; Chordata; Mammalia; Rodentia; Muridae
Gene: Fa2h
Product: fatty acid 2-hydroxylase
Exons: 7
Coding region: 51-1169 (372 amino acids)
Biological process (GO): fatty acid metabolic process; lipid biosynthetic process
Cellular component (GO): endoplasmic reticulum; membrane
Molecular function (GO): iron ion binding; fatty acid 2-hydroxylase activity
Source: RefSeq, a predicted model, not a curated record